AUUUUUUGAAUUUUUUCUUAUUUUUAAGAUGAUUUUAAGUUCGAUAUAUAUAUUUUUUUUUUAAGUGCACGAAUAAUAAUUAAAUAAAAACUUUGUGCUAGAUUUUCAUGUGAAAAAAACAAGAAAAUGUCUGAAUUCCAAUCUUAUGAUGUAAGUUCUGUCUAUAAAGAUGAACACAAAAUAAGUAAAAUAAGUAAAGAUACAUUAAAAAUGCACAACGGUAAAGAUAACAAAGAAACAAAUUAUUCUACUGAUCAAAGUCAUCUACACGGCCAGUCAGUGUCUAUUUUGUCAUUUACAUCAGAAAAUAAAAUCAUAAUUAAUGAGGAAGUUUUAAAGCAAACAUUUGAUCAUCCAGAGCUACAGAAUCGAAAAGUCGUUGUAUUUUCAAUUAUUGGUGCAUAUAGGAAGGGAAAAAGCUUCUUUUUGGAUUAUUGCCUUAGAUUUUUAUAUGCUCAUUACUCGUCAAUAAACUAUCCCAAAAAUUCAACAUUAAAUUCCAAAAAAUGGAUGGGCGAUAAAAAUGAUCCUCUCACAGGCUUUUCAUGGCGCUCAGGGUCAGCUCGUGAUACAACUGGCAUCAUAAUUUGGAAUGAUGUAUUUCUUCAUACAAACGAGGAAACAGACGAAAAAAUUGCAAUUGUAGUCAUCGACACUCAAGGUCUUUUUGAUAAUGAAACCACAGCGAUGGAUAAUUCGAGAAUUUUUGCAUUGGGAACUCUAAUUUCAUCAAUACAAAUUUUGAAUUUGUCUGGAGUUCUUCAGGAAGAUCAGCUGCAGUACUUGCAGUUUGCUACUGAAUUUGCGAAAUAUGCAAAAAUUGACAAUAAAUUGUCAGAAAAGCCUUUUCAAAAUUUGAUGUUUCUCAUUAGGGAUUGGGCACAUGCUGAUGAAAAUGAAUAUGGGAUCCAGGGUGGUGAUGAAUAUUUAAAACAGUUUCUUAAUACUAGAAGCGAUCAAAAUAAGGAAUUAAAAUCUGUUCGAGAAUUUAUUCAUAGUUCAUUUGAUAAAAUCGGCUGUUCAUUGCUCCCUUAUCCAGGAGAUUCAGUAUUUGGAAAUAAAAAGAAAAGCAAGAAUGCAAAUAAAUACAAUGGAAAUUGGGGGGAAAUGGACGAAGAUUUUAAAGAUGAGCUUUUUUCUCUUAUUGAGUACCUACUCAAACCGGAAAGACUCGUUCUAAAAAAGAUCAAUGGAAAAGAUCUUAAAGGAUCUGAAUUUUUGAAAUAUGUCCUUCAAUAUUUCAAGCUCUUCCAAUCUGAUAAACUUCCAAAAGCUCAAUCAAUUUAUGAAUCGACAGUUGAGAAGCAAAUGAACAUUUUGAUUGAGCUAUGCAUUAACAGUUAUAAAGAAACAAUUCAUUUUAAUCAGGAAAUAAUAAUUAAUAUUAAUGAGAUGGAUAAAUGUAUCAAAUUGCUUCCAUUGUUGCAUAAAAUGAGUAAAUGUCAAACAUUACUAAUGUACAAUGAAUCAAAGAAAAUGGGAAGCUCUGAACAUGAAGUAAAGUUUAAAGGAAUUCUUAUUGAUCAAAUCGAAAAGAUUUACCAAGAAUGGGAAGCUCAAAUGAAAGAAAAUAUGGUGAAAAUUGAUAAAGAAAGGAAAAAAACUCAAAAAGCUUUAGAGGAAAAAAAGACACUGGAAAUAGAAAAAAUGUUUAAUGAGAAAACUGCAGCCGAAAAACUUGUUGAAUAUGAAAAAUUAAAAGCAGAAAAAGCACUUGAAAGUGAAAGGCUAUUAAGGAAAAAGCAAGUUGAAGCAAUAAAAUUGGAAAUUGAGAAAGAACGUCAAAAUAAACUCGAAUCUGUUAAAAAAGCUGAAGAGGCAAUAAACAAGCAAUUGGAAGCAGAAUCUGAAGCAGAAGAAUGGAAGAAAAAAUAUGAGGCAACGACAAAAAAUAAAAGCUGUAAUAUUUUAUAAACAAAAAAAAUAAUAUUUAAUAAAACGCAUUUAAAUUCCAAUUAUAGUCUUUAUUUUAACAGCUGCAAAUCUUUGAUUAUUUAAAAGCUAGGAAUUCUAUCCUCUGGACGUGUUGCAAGAUACUUUUUGACUCCCUCAGAUGCCAUUACUUUUUCAUAAACCUUCUUCAAGCUUGGAUAAUUAGCAAUUAAAUCACUUCCCAUAAGAACAUUACAAUAUUCCAUAACAGCGAUUGCAUAAACAUCAGCCCAAGUAAUAUUCCUUAAUGCCAAAUGUCCGUCAUUUUCUUUUGCUUUUUGUUCAAGUUUUUCCAAAUAAAAUGGAAUCACUUCGUUUACGAGUUUUUCAUACUUUUCAUCCUUAACUUGCUUGUCAAAGUAGUACCACAUGGCAAUCUCUAUAAAAUAAAAAAAAACAUGUCUAAAUAAUUUUUCUGUGGAUUCUGGGUCUUG
Molecule: messenger RNA, 2366 nt
Organism: Chironomus riparius
Lineage: Eukaryota; Metazoa; Arthropoda; Insecta; Diptera; Chironomidae
Source: the annotation of a GenBank genome assembly